Dicrocoelium dendriticum is the source of this 856-nucleotide messenger RNA. The record is from the annotation of a GenBank genome assembly. NCBI's taxonomy places the organism in Eukaryota, Metazoa, Platyhelminthes, Trematoda, Plagiorchiida, Dicrocoeliidae.
AUGCUAUUACGAACAAUGAAAAAAGUAUCGAAGUGGGACGUGGCUAAUGCCAAAGCCAAUAAAGAGGGACUUCGGCAUACGGUGUAUCAAGUGAAUGGGGAUUGCUAUACAGGAGAAUGGAAGAACAACAAACGCCAUGGUCGGGGAACAUACAAGUGGAAAAAAAUGGGAGUGUUGUAUGAAGGAGACUGGGAAAAUGAUAUGAGAAAUGGAUCUGGUGUAUUGAGCGUGUUGAGUAGCACCGGACGCCAAGUUAAAGUGUACUCUGGCGAAUGGAAAAACGACAAACGUCAUGGAUAUGGUCAGAAUUGGUACUCGGAAAAUGAAAUUUACGAAGGUGAGUGGGCUGCAGACAAACGGUGCGGAUGGGGCAGAAUGUACUACGCGGACGGAAGCAUCUAUGAAGGUCAAUGGGCAAAUGAUAAACGCAACGGAGACGGAAUGCUACGACUACCUAAUGAGAAUAGAUUCGAAGGGAAAUGGGUGAACGAUGCGAAGAACGGUAGAGGCAAGUAUUUCUUCCUCAACAGCGGGCAACUGAUGGAAGGUGUGUGGAUUAACGAUGUGCCAGCAAGCUGCCAAAUGGUCGAUUUGGGUAGGCAAAUGGCGCGUCAGCCAACUCAGUUUGAAAUUCCUGAGAUCAAACUGGAAGAUCCGAACGGUGUAUUACGUGAAACACAAGAAGAGCUAUUGGAUCAAAUUCCCAGAUUAUAAAGCGCAUACGCAAACAAGAAUUAUUUAAGUAAACGUAUUGUCUGACUGUAAGAGUGUGACCCCCCCCCGGCAAAUGUGAGUGAAACGGGCAGAAAUCGGUUGAUACAAACAGCAAAUGUGUAUUAUUGUAUAUAUGGAUAGA